AUAAUACAGCGUCGAUACCGGAAGAGAAAUGUAUCCUGCUGGAGCCUAAGCAGCUAGGUGUUGUUUUCAAAUGUGAUGUUUUUUUAUGUUGAUAACAUUUUUAGCUGAUUUAACAAACCAAAAGAGAGAAUAGACACAUCGGUUAUCACUUUGAUGGGUAUACUUUGAAGUAAAAAAAGGGGCAUCUGGUUAAUUUUAGCUAGCCCAACUCUUGUCAGCCGCUGCACCACUGUUGUCGGUGAUCAGGAUCAAUGCCUCAGGAAGGAGAGCAGCCUCUUCCCCUAGUUCGAUCUGUGAACAGCGCCAUUCCUCGUAAUGUUGUUUUCUGUAACCGCACCAGUCGCGUUGUCCGGCCGCUGUGGAUAGAUUACCGGGGAGAGCCACAACCUUACGAUGACCUACAGCCAGGAUCUGGACGAAGAAUGAUCACAUAUGUCGGGCACCCUUGGAUCUUCAGAGAUGCAGGGACAGAUGAACCUUUAAAAGUGAACCACAAAGAGCUAUUUGUUCCCAAACCAUCAGAUGAAGACGAGCUUUAUGUUAAUAUCACUUUACAAGUUGACAGCCUGAAGGAUCGAGCUCUUCAUGCCGUGCGGCGUCUGGUGCGACCAGAGGACUACAGGAGGCUGGAAAUCGCCCGAUGCCUUCAAGAGGAGCUGGAAAAUCAACCCAGCCACCUGAAAGACCUCCAGCGCCUUAAUCGGCGGGUUGAGCAGCAACUGCUGGAAAACAUUCGACGGCGUGAGGGGGCAGAAAGCCAGGAAACUGGAUGAGUGUUUGCUACAUAUGGGCAUCAGUGCUGCAGUGUCCUCUCUAGGACUCUAAAGACUGUUUGGAUGAGUCACCGCUGUUGAUUUCCUGUAAAGGAGACAUGCUGAGAUUUUCUGUAUUGUCAUUUUCACUCCUCAGGUUUAUCAGAAAUGUGUCCCUAAGCUAAGGAGUCCGUUUGGCCGUCUAACAAAGAGUGUUUUUCAUUAAUAACGCUGUAAUGAGAUCAUUUCAGGUAGGGAAUUUAAACAUUUUUUGAAAUGACAGCAAAAUAUGUACAUUUUUAAUUCCCAUGAGCAGCUUUGGUCAUUAUUACCUUUACUCUCAGAAUAAUCCAUAGAUUGAGAGUUUUGUUAAACAUUUUCUCUAGCUGCUAACGUUUUGCCUAAGAAGGCUAAUUAAAUUCCUAUAGAGGUACAGGAGCAUGCCAAGAAAUGGGAACUUUUCUUUAUCUGAUUGUUAUUUGUUUUUCACCUGUUGCCUAGUCUUAAAUGUGCAAACAGCUGUUCUAGCUGAAUCAUUUCCACAAGUUAUUUUUUGACUAUUAAUAAAUGAUAUA
Cyprinodon variegatus (sheepshead minnow) is the source of this 1327-nucleotide messenger RNA. RefSeq names its product von Hippel-Lindau tumor suppressor, E3 ubiquitin protein ligase (gene vhl). The transcript is spliced from 3 exons. Lineage: Eukaryota; Metazoa; Chordata; Actinopteri; Cyprinodontiformes; Cyprinodontidae. Bases 252 to 773 code for a protein of 173 amino acids. The record is from RefSeq and is a predicted model, not a curated record.